AUGGCUAUGGAAGUGAAAACAGCAAAUAGAGGAAAGAUAUCGCUUAAAGGCUCUACUAAAUUAAUAGUAGAAUUCUUUGGUAAAAAUAUUAUAUUCGAUGGUAUAUUUGAUUUUUUUUUCAAUGCUAAAGUGCAUUAUAGUAUUUUUUUUCAACGUGGAGUUUAUCCCGCUGAAGACUUUAAAUGGGUAAAGAAAUACGGACUAAAUGUUUUAAUGACACUCGAUGAUAAUGUUAAACUGUAUUUAAAGAGAUUGUUAAAUCAAAUAGAAAGUUGGUUGAUGGCUGGCAAAGUGGAUAAGCUUGUUCUGGCAAUCAUCUCAUGCGAAACACGCGAGACACUCGAAAGAUGGCAAUUUGAAAUUGAAGUUAUUGAUGAAAAUAAAACACAAGACAUUUCCAUAAGAAAAGACAAAUCAUAUGAAGAAAUACAAAAAGAAAUUCAAGGAAUUAUUCGUCAAAUAACUGCCAGUGUUUCAUUUUUACCAGUCUUAGAAGAUAAAUGCACUUUCUCUAUAUUGGCAUACACUGAUAAAGAUAUCGAAGUGCCAGCUGAAUGGAGAGAUGGUGAUCCGCAUCUUAUACCAAAUGCUGAACAGGUUAGACUUCGUUCAUUUUCGACGAUGGUACACAAGGUGCAUGCACAAGUUGCAUAUAAACUGGGUGACGAAGUCUAG
Cetraspora pellucida is the source of this 675-nucleotide messenger RNA. NCBI's taxonomy places the organism in Eukaryota, Fungi, Glomeromycota, Glomeromycetes, Diversisporales, Gigasporaceae. The record is from the annotation of a GenBank genome assembly.